Messenger RNA from Vitis riparia (riverbank grape), 1048 nucleotides. Its product is annotated as putative disease resistance RPP13-like protein 1. The transcript has a single exon. The record is from RefSeq and is a predicted model, not a curated record. NCBI's taxonomy places the organism in Eukaryota, Viridiplantae, Streptophyta, Magnoliopsida, Vitales, Vitaceae. The coding region runs from base 1 to 996 and encodes 331 amino acids. Gene Ontology annotation, molecular function: ADP binding. Gene Ontology annotation, biological process: defense response to other organism.
AUGGCAGGGCCUUUAGUUGGAGGUGCGUUUCUCUCAGCUUCUCUCCAAGUUCUAUUUGACAGGUUGGCUUCUCGCGAGGUUGUGAGCUUCAUCCGGGGGCAGAAGCUCAGCGAUGCGCUCCUGAAGAAGUUGGAAAGGAAGUUGCUGGUCGUCCAUGCAGUGCUUAACGAUGCUGAGGUCAAACAGUUUACAAAUCCAUAUGUGAAGAAGUGGCUGGUCUUGCUGAAAGAGGCCGUGUAUAAUGCGGAGGACAUAUUGGAUGAGAUCGCCACAGAGGCUUUGCGACACAAGGUGGAAGCUGCGGAGUCCCAAACCAGCACAAGUCAGGUGGGUAACAUCAUGGACAUGUCAACCUGGGUUCUCGCUCCAUUUGAUGGUCAGGGCAUAGAGUCUAGGGUGGAGGAGAUCAUUGAUAGACUAGAAGAUAUGGCACGAGACAGAGACGUCCUUGGGUUGAAAGAAGGUGAUGGCGAGAAACUGUCACAAAGGUGGCCUUCUACUUCUUUGGUAGAUGAAUCUCUUGUCUAUGGCAGGGAUCAAAUUAAGGAGGAGAUGGUUCAACUGUUGCUGUCCGAUAAUGCAAGGAGUACUGAUGCGAUGGGUGUGAUCUCCAUAGUCGGCAUGGGUGGCACGGGCAAAACCACACUUGCCCAGCUGCUCUACAAUGACCAAAGGGUGAAGGAACACUUCGAAAUCAGGGCAUGGGUUUGUGUUUCCGAAGAAUUUGAUCCUAUCAGAGUUACGAAAACAAUUCUCGAGGCGGUCAAUUCAUCCACGUCCAGUACCACUGAUCUAAAUCUACUUCAGGUUCAACUGAAGGAGAGAAUUAAUAUGAAGAAUUUUUUACUUGUCCUGGAUGAUGUUUGGAACGAAGACUCUUGUGACUGGGAUACGCUACGAACUCCACUCAUAGUCGGUGCAAAGGGAAGCAAGAUUAUUGUAACUACGCGAAGCACCAAUGUUGCAUCUGCCAUGCGUGCAGUCCAUACUCAUUGAAAAUGGAGACUCAAGUGGGCAUCCACAACUAGAAGAAAUCGGAGAAAAGAUU